This is a messenger RNA of Suillus fuscotomentosus, 1371 nucleotides long. RefSeq lists its product as uncharacterized. The coding region runs from base 1 to 1371 and encodes 456 amino acids. The record is from RefSeq and is a predicted model, not a curated record. Lineage: Eukaryota; Fungi; Basidiomycota; Agaricomycetes; Boletales; Suillaceae. The transcript has 8 exons.
AUGCCUGUUCAAAGCGACGGAAGCACGACUCACCUGAGGAUACCAACAUUCAAUGUUGCCCAAGGCACCCCAAGACAAUACUUUUUUGAACGGGUACAGAACCCGAUGCUGAACCUCUUCAAGUUAAAGGCCUUCAUCCCGCUUCCCAUAUAUCUCCUCAUCAUACUUGAGGAUAUCGAAGACCGACUGCCAUUCGGUGCCCGUCUUCUCACGACGGAUACGUUUGAUGGGAGCACCAGGCAGAGACAGCUGCUUGGGCACACGACAUGGAGCGAUAUUCUCCUUGUUGAGGUCGUUGUUGGAGUCGAUAUUGACAUCAUCAAGCUUCCGCUUGUGAGCACUGCGAGUAGCUUGUGCUCGUAUAACCUCGUCUACUCAAUCAACUUCUUUCUAAGAAUUAUGCUGCCAGGUCAGGGUAGACCAGUCGUGGGACUCGGAGCUUUCUUGCAGGCUGGCCACAUGAAUUGCCUCAACUUUCCGGAGCUGCAGACUCGGAACUCCCGUAAAACCACAUCAAAUUCCUCCCUUUUUGGGUGUCAAUGUUCAAACAUCCAAACAUUCACUGAGUAUAAGGAGUCUAGUCCUGUUUAUCAAAGCAGGAAAGGACGCAGUCCACGUACUAUCGGUCCUGUUCUGAAGCAGGAUUCAGAUAGUUUUCCGACUCCGAGUCUCUCUAGGACUCCGAGCCGUCAGCGUCAUGUCUCGCGAACUAUACCCAUCAAACCUCCAACUUCACCGCCUUCAUCUGACACACCCUACGAUUCAUCCGAUGAUGAUAUCAUCGGACCUAUUACACCUCCCGCGAUACUUCACCACCUGUCUAAUUAUGCGAAGAGCGCAAAGAAAAGACCCAAGCCCUACCAAAGAAGUGUUCCCAACAUAAUAGAGCGCCUCUGUGGUGAGGAGUGUUCGGGGUGCACUCGCCCCAAGGAUUUGCCGAGUGAUCAAAGGGAAAGCACUCGAUUGCAACGUAGAUUGAAGAACCUGACCCCCGUGGCCCUCGCCCAUGCCGUAAUCGCGAUCCAAGCUGACAUUGAAUGGAGGCGCGUGCGUGCUAUAGCAGCUGCUUUGCACGUCGACGCGGUCCAGAAACAUUCCAUGUUUCUUGAUGUAACUGCUAAGAGUGAAGCUGAAACAUACGUCAAUGCUGUUUCGGAACCAUUUGAAGCCGCUUGCGAGUCGCUCGCUAGUCGUACAACUGACGAGCUUAACGAUCGCAGAAAUUGUACUAUUGCCGCGUACGAGCUUGAUGAGAUGUCGUUCACUGCUGCCGACACAGAGUUUGAUCAUUUUGAAAAUAUCGCGUUGACUGUCCUGGACUCGGAUGGUAGCACCACCAGUUCAGACGAAGAACUUUUUGACGAUAACUGA